Messenger RNA from Onychostoma macrolepis, 3352 nucleotides. RefSeq lists its product as uncharacterized. The transcript is spliced from 9 exons. Gene Ontology annotation, cellular component: plasma membrane. The coding region runs from base 272 to 1780 and encodes 502 amino acids. NCBI's taxonomy places the organism in Eukaryota, Metazoa, Chordata, Actinopteri, Cypriniformes, Cyprinidae. Gene Ontology annotation, molecular function: transmembrane signaling receptor activity. The record is from RefSeq and is a predicted model, not a curated record.
UUGUGUCAGUCUUGUGGUUUGUGGUUCCAGCAGAUUUUAAUCUGAUGUGUUUUAUAUGAGCCACUGUGGAGAGUAGAUUCACUGAAGGAGAAAAAGAGUCUCUCAAACAAAGAUACGAUGGAAAACUCAACAGAGGAGGAAGUGGGCGUCUCUUUGUCACAUUCAUCAGUUCAUGUUAAGAAAGAAACACUGAAACUCAUCUGAACACAUAUCGAGCUUAAUAGGAACUGAAUCUAUAACAACAGAGAAAAUCAUUGAAUAAGAGAGAAGAAUGAAGAUCAUCUGGACUUUCACUCUGCUGAUGAUUCCUGGUGUGUUGAGCUCCAUCAGUGUGACGGGAUAUUCAGGAGGAGGAGUCAGCAUCACAUGCAGAUAUGAUAGAAAAUAUACAGACAAAGUGAAGUAUUUUUGUAAAGGAGAGUGGUCCACAUGCUCUGACCUCAUCAAGACUGAUAUUAAAAACAAAUGGGUUUAUUCUGUAAGAUUCUCUCUGUAUGACGACACAACAGCAGCAGUUUUCACUGUAAUCUUCAGAGAUCUGAGAGAACAGGAUUCUGGCAGGUACUACUGUGCAGUUGAGAGAUCAGGACAAGAUCCUUACAUUGAAGUGAAGCUGAAAGUUUUUACAGGUCAAAAGAUCAGUGCUGUGACGGGAUAUUUAGGAGGAAAUAUCAUUAUAAAAUACAGAUAUGAGAUGAAACAUAAGAACCAUGAGAAAUACAUCUGUAAAACUGGAGAACAUCAAUGCUUAACUCUAAUAAACACUAAUAGAGCAGCAGAAUGGACACAUGACCGAUUCUCUGUUCAUGACGACAUAGCUGCUCGUCUCUUACAUGUGUUUAUCAGAGAACUGAAUGUAAACGAUUCUGGAGAAUAUAAGAUUAUAGUCAAAGUUUCUAAAGACUACAGUUUCUUCUUUAUAUUUCACCUGAACAUCAGAGACGCUGAUUGUUGUGAGAAGAGCAUCAGUCUAUCAGCUGCUGCAGGAGCAUCUGUGAACAUCAGCUGCAAAUACCCACAAUCCCACAGUGCUGAUGUGAAGUUUGUCUGCAGGAGAUCUGGAUCUGAUCUCUGUGCUGAAGAGACGUCUGUGGAGGAGAGCAGAAGAUGGAGCGCUGAGGGACAGAUCCAGCUGUAUGAUGACAGAGAGCAGCAGCUCCUGACGGGAACCAUCAGUCAUGUGACUCGACAACAUUCAGCUGAAUACUGGUGUGGAGUUCAGUCUGAUCAAGGACACAAGAGCUUCAUCACACGAGUCCUCGUCAGCGUUACAGAUGUUCCAAAAACAACGUCAUCGAUACCACCUUUAUUAUCAACUGCUUCUGUUUUCAAAACAUCCACAUCUAACUUCACAUCAGAGUCUCCUAACAUAUUAGAAGGCUCUUCUUUGAUCAUUCCUCUGGUUCUGGUUCUGGUUCUUCUGGUUCUGAUCAUCAUUGGUCUCAUAUUACUGUUUCUCUAUAAGAAGCAUCAGUCUAGGGGCAGUGAUUCGUCAUCUCAGACUGGAGCAGGAAAACAUGAACCGGUUUCUCACACUGAUUGUGAUUAUGAUGAGAUUAAAGUCACUCACAGACAAGUACCCACAAACCCCUCUGAUUCUUAUGUUUACGCUACAGUUCAGGAAGCCACUGGAGACCCUCAGAUCUUGAUCACAUCUGCUGAGGAUCUGAAUUACGCCGUAGUGAAUUUUCGCAAGAAAGCAGACUGUCCUGACAGAGACAGAUUGAGGAAUAAUCAGGAUUACAGUGAAUACGCUGCUGUCAAUCAUCUCUCUGCCUGACCUGAUUUUUUUACAUAAUACUUGCAAUGCCUUAUGCAUCUGAAGCAACUUACAAUACAUUACACCUACUGAAUACACUGAGCUAGUAUAUAUUUUAGAAUCUUAAAAAAACUAUAGAAAUGAAACAAGUGGGUUAACCAAAAAAAAAAAAAAAAUAAAAAAAUUAUAAUUUAAGCCUUUCACCAGGCUCCCGACAGGAGGGGCGCUGAAACAGCCACUAUUUUCCCUUUGGUCACUUUGUUCCCGUUUUGGACAUUUUAAGCUGAUUUUCUGUUAAAUAAAAGUCUCUCCGAGGCCUGACCCCACACCCACUGUAUCAGUCGCUUGCUCUUCCCGCCGCACUGUAUAACUUUACAACAGCAACCCUGCUUUAACAAAAAAGCAAAACAUCAAGAUUUAUUUGACAUCAAAACAAAAAUGUCAAAAAAGCUCUCUAAUCGCUCUCGUGGUACUUUGAUGUCAUACACAGAACAGAUUGUGCAGAGCUGCUUCAAGUCAAACACCUACUGUGUUUUGUUAGGAGUUGCAUAACAGUUCUUCUGUGGCUUUAUAUGAUAGGUCUGGCAGGAAUUGUGGAUGAGGGGAGUGAAUGUACAGUGCUAUCUUCCAUCCUCAAUACCACGACUCAGGUGAGACCCUUGACCAAGGCACCGAACCCUCAACUGCUCCCCAGGCGCCGCAGCAAAAUGGCUGCCCACUGCUCCGGGUGUGGCCCCCGGGGCCACCAGAGGGCCCCCAAGAGUAGGCCCCCUACAUGUUUAUUUUAUUUUAUUUUAAUUUGUGAUAUUAUGUCAAUGGACAAUGGUAAUAAUACGAAAGCUCAAUAUUAAAUAAUUAAAUAAUCUAUAUAAUUUUAUUAUUUCCAUAGCGACAUGUCAUGCAGGCACAAUAAUGACCAUGUUAUAUGUAAUAUGCGCUGGAUGCUGCUGUGUAGAUCUGUCGGAUUAACAUCACAUAAAUUCACCUAUUUCUCAGAAUAUACAUUAAAGUAAGUGACCAGUUAGCUGGGAGAAAAACAGAGUAAACUUUAUAGUAACCUACACAAUGUGUAUUUGAUAGGAAUAAAACACGUCGUCAGGGGCGGAUUGGCCAUCUGGCAAUUCUGGCAAAUACCAGAGGGGCCGGGUCAGAUUUUUAAAAAAUAUAUAAAUAAAAUUGUUUUUAAGGGCCAUUGUUUUUACUCGGCACAGGACAGGGUUUUAUCGCUUGCAUGAUUUCACUAUGGUUAAUAAUAAUAUUAAUAAUAAUAAACGUUAAAGGGAUAGUUCACCCAAAAAUUUAAAUUAGCCAAAGAUUUGCUCACCUUCAGGUCAUCCUAGGCGUGUCUGACAUUCCUCUUUCAAAUGAACACAUUCAUUAUAUUCAACAUUGUCCUGUCUGUUCCAAUCUGUAUAAUUGCAGUGAAUGGUGCCCCUGUUUCUGAAUCCGAAAUAAAAGUACCCUUCUAUCGCAAAACUACUCCACACGGCUCCGGGGUGUUAAUAAAGGACUUCUGAAGCGAAACGAUGUGUUAGUUUAAGAAAAAUGUUGAUUCUUAAAACUUUAUCAACCGUUUAGUCCAGCUUCCGGUCU